AUGGACCUCCCACCAAAGCCCGGUGCGCGGCCACCCUCCCAGCGCUACGUCAAGGCGCGCCGCGACCAGGAGAAGGCGGUCAACCUGAUCUCAGAAGCGGCCGCCAAUGGCGCGUCAAGCUCGAGGGCCCGCGGUGACGCCGCUCGUGAUCCGGGCCCGUGCGCUUCGCUUAAGGCGUGUUUUGGGAAUCGCUGCUGUCUGAAGACAUCGCCCUCCCCGCCGCCACAACCCAGCCCGGCACCAGCGCCCAGCCUGGCUCCACCCAGUCCAGCGCCCGAGCCACCCGAGCCAGCGCCCGCGCCUCAGCCGGCCCCAGCAAAGCCGCCAAAGAAGCUUCCGAAGCCCUCCACUUUGAUCUCGGGCAAGUGGAAGGCGAACAAAAAGUGGUACGAGCGCGAGCUGAGCGGGGCGGUGGUGCGCAAGAGCGCUCACGAUCUGACCCCAGCCGAGGAGGACCGCAUCGUCAAGGCGUGGCUGCGCAUGAUGGAGAGCGAGGACGGCGUGCCGGGUAGCUCGCAAUACUUUCGGCUCGCGCUCAUCCACGGCGGCUCCGAGUGGGAAUGGACCUAUCUCUCCAAGAUGGUCGACCCAAAGCCCUCGUUUUGCGUCCAUGGCGACGAGUGCUUCCCGAACUGGCACCGCGUGUACAUGCUCGACUUUGAGCAGACGCUGCGCUGCGCCGACAUCGACCUCGGCGGAGACGGCAACAUCGGCCUGCCCUACUGGGACUGGUCGAUCAAGCCGGAGGGCAAGACGAUGCUGCCCAUGCUGGCGCAAAAGCUGAUGGCACAGACGAUUGGCUCGCAAGGGCAGGGCCUUUUCCCCGACGCCUUCCUGCCGCUGGACCGGCAAGGGGGGCAGCUACUGCCACGCGAGGCCGACGGCACUCCGUUCUACAAAACCACGCCUUGGUCCGACACCCUCGAUGCGGAGCUGAGGCAGGCGCUGCAUAGCGACUACCGGGUCGGCCACAAGCAAGACGACGUCCUUGAUCUGGACGACCACCGACGUGCCGCCCUCGCCCUCGAUGCGGCCCCGCAUGGGUCGGUGCACGUCGCUCUGGGGAGCCUCGGCCACAGGAAGCCGGGCACAGAGAUGGUCGGCUCGGUGCCGACGGCCGCCUUCCACCCGACCUUCUGGCUGCACCACUGCAACGUCGACCGCGUGUACGAGUCCUUCCUUGUGGAGCACGGGCACGACGCGAUGAAGAGCCAGUUCGAGGCCAACGCCACCCGCCACCAGCAGAUCGCGGCGGGCUUCCCGCGCGGCGAGUGGAACGAGUACGAGCCAUUUUGGAGCGUCGAGGGCCACCGGAGAGUGAUGCACAAGCGGUACUCCGGCAGCGACACCUUUGACUCCUCCAAGCUCGGGUACGUGUACUCAGCGAUCUGCAAGCCCGGCGAGGGCCGCGGAGGGCCACGCCCGCGCGACCUUCCGAUGCUGGCGACGUUUGUGGACGUGCCGAAGGUCAACGUGGACGGCUCCAAGGCGCUGUACGUGUACGUCUCCGACGCCGGCGACGGCGACGACGGGGGCGGCCUCCUCGGCAUCACGUCGCUCUUUGUCCUCCCGACGGAGGGCACCGUCCGCUGCGACAACUGCGUGCUCAACUCGCCAACCUGCUCGGCGGAGGUGGACGUGACGGAGGCGCUCAAGGAGGCGGGCAUCCCUCGCGCGCGCGCGGUGCUGCACGCGCUCGCCUUCGACAUCGCCACGCAGACCGCCAUGACGCUCGAGCAGGCGGGCGUGCCGCCGCCCGAGCUGAGCUCGCCGACCCCGGUCUUCUCGUUCCAGGGCGGCCCUGGCUCCGAGCUUGCAUGCGAGAGCGUUGGGGUGCUCGACUAUUGGGGCCUAGCUUUUCUUUUCAACUAA
Emiliania huxleyi CCMP1516 is the source of this 1872-nucleotide messenger RNA. RefSeq lists its product as hypothetical. Gene Ontology annotation, molecular function: oxidoreductase activity. The record is from RefSeq and is a predicted model, not a curated record. The coding region runs from base 1 to 1872 and encodes 623 amino acids. NCBI's taxonomy places the organism in Eukaryota, Haptophyta, Isochrysidales, Noelaerhabdaceae. The transcript has 2 exons.